AUGGCGGCGGAGCUGCAUCCGUGCAGCGGAAAGCUGAUCGGCCUUUCCAACUCCAACCGGACCGCCCGGAGAAACCAGCCGGUCCAAGAGUUCAACCACGGGCUGGUGUUGAGCAAGGAGCCUUUGAAGGACCGGGAUGUCUUCACUGUCCGCAUUGACAAGAAGGUAAACUCGUGGAGCGGUUCUAUUGAAAUAGGUGUGACCGCUCUGGAUCCAGCUGCGCUGGACUUCCCCAGCAGUGCCACAGGACUAAAGGGAGGCUCAUGGAUUGUGUCAGGCUGCUCCGUGCUACGAGACGGGCGCUCUGUUUUGGAAGAAUACGGGCGGGACCUGGAUCAGUUAUCCGAGGGGGACCGUGUGGGCAUUCAGCGCAACUCUCGAGGAGAGCUCCACCUCUGGGUGAACGAGCAGGACUGUGGCACAGCGGCCAGUGGAUUACCAUCUAAACUCUGGGCUGUGGUGGACUUGUACGGAAAGUGUACGCAAGUGACUGUGGUGAGCUGUGAGCCGCCUCCAGCCUGUGCUGAGAGAGAGACUGUGGAGCUGGACGAGGAUGAGGAAGAGGAAGAGGAGGUGGUAGUGUGUGGCACACGUGAAGAUGCUGGGAUCACGGCACUGAUGAAUGUGGCAGCAAUUAAUGGAUUAAUGAAUGGAGACGAAGGUAGAAAAGUGCCUGAGCUUUGCUGCAACAGACCAGACAAGUUUCCCAACAACCUUGAGCCCGAAACAGUUUUAACAGAGCACCAGCUUUUUGAUGUGUUCAACAACGCCAUAGUAUCGUUUUACCGCUCCGAGGAUGAAGGCGGAGGGGAGGACGGAGGUGGAGGAGGUGUUGAUGGGGGCAGCGGAGGUGGCAGAGCGGGACACACAGGCAGCGAGUCGUCCUCUAGAAAUGAGCGAGGGAGCAGCAGUGGAGGAACAGCCAACAGUGACAGUGGCUCCACGGGAGGAGGCGGAGACGGGGGCAGUGCAAACAACAGCCCUGCGGGGAAUGGGGGGACAGCACCUGCAGCUGUGACAGGAGCCAUGACCACCAACGAUGCACUGCUGUUCCACGAGAAGUGUGGGACUCUGAUCAAACUGAGCAACAACAACAAGACGGCAGAACGCAGGAGGCCAUUGGAUGAGUUCAACAAUGGAGUAGUCAUGACCAACCGACCGCUCAGGCACAAUGAAAUGUUUGAGAUACGUAUUGACAAGUUGGUGGACAAAUGGUCCGGAUCCAUUGAAAUCGGUGUAACCACGCACAAUCCAAAUAAUCUCGACUAUCCUGCUACUAUGACUAAUCUGCGCUCAGGAACAAUCAUGAUGAGUGGCUGUGGAAUACUUACAAAUGGAAAAGGAACACGUCGGGAAUACUGUGAAUUUAGCCUUGAUGAACUUCAGGAAGGAGAUCAUAUUGGCCUAAUGCGUAAGGCUAGUGGAGCGCUGCAUUUUUAUAUCAAUGGCAUAGAUCAAGGUGUUGCAGCAGCCCAGACUCCAGGUGUGGUCUAUGGUGUGGUGGACCUCUAUGGUAUGGCUGUCAAAGUCACUAUUGUCCACAACCACAACCACAGUGACCGCCUGCGACGUAAUAAUGCCAUUAUGAGGGCAUUAUCACCUGAUGUAGGCCGACCCAGACCUGCCUUGGCCCUCACUCCAGACACUGAGGCACCUGACCGUCUGCUGUUUCACCCAAAUUGUGGCCAAAAAGCUGCCAUCAUCAGUGACGGAAGAACAGCAUUACGGCCGUAUGCGAUUGAUGACUUCAACCAUGGUGUGGUGCUAAGCAACCGGCCUCUACGCUCUAAUGAGGUCUUUCAAGUGCGAAUUGAUAAAAUGGUCGACAAAUGGGCAGGGUCUAUUGAAAUUGGCGUCACAACACAUAAUCCCGUCUACCUUCAGCUGCCCUCUACUAUGACCAACUUGCGUUCAGGGACAUGGAUGAUGACCGGGAAUGGUGUGAUGCACAACGGGACAACAAUUUUGGAUGAAUAUGGGCACAACUUGGACAGACUAAAAGCAGGUGAUACAGUUGGUGUUGUGCGAAAAGAAGAUGGUAGCCUUCACUUCUUUGUAAAUGGAGUGCCUCAAGGCCCAGCAGCCUGGAAUGUACCCCCCAGUGUGUACGCAGUGGUGGACCUCUAUGGUCAGGCGGCUCAGGCCACUAUUAUGGAUGACAUGGUUGACCUCCCACCUCUCCCAGAGGACAGCUCGGACGGGCCGACCGCCUUGUCUCCUGGAAGCCCCUGCUCCAUUGCUGGAGCCACCACCAGUGAUCUUCGCUUUCACACGCUUCAUGGUAAUAAUGCCGUCAUCACCAAUGGGGGUCGCACUGCCCUUCGCCAGAACAGCCGCAGCGAGUUCAAUGAUGCCAUCGUCAUUUCCAACAGGUGCCUUCGUGAUGGAGAACUUUUUGAAAUUGUUAUUCAAAAAAUGGUGGACCGCUGGUCGGGCUCUAUAGAAGCUGGAGUGACGGCCAUCAGGCCAGAAGAAUUGGAGUUUCCGAACACAAUGACUGAUAUUGAUUAUGACACCUGGAUGCUCAGUGGGACUGCCAUUAUGCAAGAUGGAAAUACAAUGCGCAACAACUACGGCUGUGACCUGGACUCUCUCACGUCAGCGUCUCGCAUUGGGAUGAUGCGUACAGCCACUGGAGACCUUCACUACUACAUCAACGGCGUAGACCAGGGAGUGGCUUGUUCUGGUCUUCCUUCAGAGGUGUUUGCUGUGAUUGACUUGUACGGUCAGUGUGUUCAAGUGUCCAUCACCAGCUCUUCAGGUCCUCUGGACAACAGUCUGUGCAGCAACGUCACAGAGAACAGCUUCCCCAUCCACUACCCAGUAGCAGGUGUUGCACAUCGGUUUCACAGCAAACAUGGUAAAAACGUGAUUCUACUUGGUGAGGGCUGGCAGGCCAUCAGAGUCGGAGGCUAUUCACAUGGAAUUGUGUUCAGUGCAAAGGAGCUGAAAACCGAUGAGUUGUUUGAGGUGAGGAUUGAUGUAAUAGACGAGCAGUGGAGCGGUUCACUGCACAUAGGGCUCACAACUCUCGCGCCCCCGGAUCUCCCGUCCUGCCCCCUGUCAGGACUCUCCCCCUCCCUCCCACAACUUAGGACCAAAGUCACAUGGCUGCUGAGCGGCAAUGAAGUCAAACGAAACGGUGUCUUACAACGGCAGAACUAUGGCUGUUCACUGGACAGGCUCACUGUUGGAAACCGCGUCGGCGUCAAAAGGUGCAGCGAUGACACAAUGCAUAUUUUUAUUGACGGUGAAGACAUGGGCCCAGCUGCCACUGCUGUCGCCAAGAACGUGUAUGCCGUGUUGGACCUGUACGGAAAGAUCACUGCUGUUUGCAUCGUUAGCUCCUCGCUCACAGAAGACUCCGAGAGCGUAAAGGCGCCGUCUUUGUCAUCGGACAGCUGCAGCGAAGGGGAAGAGGACAUCAGUCCUGUGAGAGAGGUGGAGAGCGAGCCUGGUCCACUGCCCACUUUCAUGACCUUUCUUGAGAAUCAUGGAAAAAACAUCCAACUGACCAACCAGAGCCUGUCCGCCUCCCGGGUGUCCAGCUACAACCAAGGCCUGCUGGUCACCGCUCAGCCGCUGCCACGGCAACAACUCUUUCAGUUUCAGAUCGACCGCUUGAACCCGUCAUGGACAUCUUCGCUGUCGCUAGGCGUAAUAGGCCACGCCCCUGACCGUCUGAACUUCCCUUCUACCGCCUGCUGUCUAAAGCGGUCUACGUGGCUGCUCCAAAGAGACUCGGUCUUCCACAACUCAUUAAAGAUAUGUGAAAACUACGGUCCAAACCUCGACACAUGUCCAGAAGGGACUGUGUUGGGCUUGCUCGUGGAUGCUAACAAUUGUUUACAUCUAUACGUCAAUGGAAUGGACCAGGGAGUGGCAGCGCAGGACAUCCCCUCACCCUGCUACCCCAUCAUCGACCUCUACGGCCAGUGUGAACAGGUCACCAUAGUAACAAACAACGUGCCAACUGUUGGGGGGGAGAGCGGAGAGGCGCGCUGUCAGGGGGACAUGGAGAAGGCCGACAUGGUUGAUGGAAUCAAAGAGAGUGUGUGCUGGACGCCACCUCCUGAAGUCAACCCCAAUAAGACGUGUGAAUACCAGGCCCUGUGCUCCCGCUUCAAGGACCUCCUCACUCUCCCAGAUGGGUAUUUCAGUGAAGACGCCAAGUACAAUCUGUGCUACUGCGAGUCGUGUCAUAAGCUCCGCGGCGAUGAAGCGUAUUACAAAAGAGGAGAGCCUCCGAGGGACUACGCCCUGCCCUUUGGCUGGUGCCGCUUCGCCCUUAGGAUAAAAUCAAACUGUGAGGCUUCAAAUGCGCUGAAAAAGUGGCAUAUUGCGUACCACGGCACUAGCGUUGGUGCUUUGCGGCGAACGCUGGACCAUAACCAGUUGCUGUCUAGUGCAUCCUCUGUGUUUUCAGUGUCUCCUGUUAAAACAGAAGGCCCCAACGACUACAGUGAGCCGGACGAGAACAGCGCUCCGGGCAGAGAGGUCCCCAGGGUGCGCCUCUCCCCGACUAUGCGCUACUCUGGCCUAGAGAUCUUUGCUCCUAAAGUGCAAUUUGAAGACCCGCGAUCGCACCACUGUCACCAGGCGCAGGUGGGCUUCCAGGUCUGCGUGCGGCCUGGCUCUUACAAAGUAGGGCCUCAGACGGUCAGCCAGAGCGAGCCGCUGGAUCCGCGAUUCAGCAACACGGAGAUCGAGUGGAUCACGAAAGAACAAGGCGGGACGAUGCUCUAUGGACUGCUCGUACGAGUCGAAUGA
Molecule: messenger RNA, 4770 nt
Organism: Knipowitschia caucasica
Lineage: Eukaryota; Metazoa; Chordata; Actinopteri; Gobiiformes; Gobiidae
Source: the annotation of a GenBank genome assembly